Messenger RNA from Hypomesus transpacificus, 912 nucleotides. RefSeq names its product stathmin 2a (gene stmn2a). The record is from RefSeq and is a predicted model, not a curated record. Gene Ontology annotation, biological process: neuron projection development; microtubule depolymerization; regulation of microtubule polymerization or depolymerization. Gene Ontology annotation, cellular component: growth cone; cytoplasm; neuron projection. The coding region runs from base 88 to 624 and encodes 178 amino acids. Lineage: Eukaryota; Metazoa; Chordata; Actinopteri; Osmeriformes; Osmeridae. The transcript has 5 exons. Gene Ontology annotation, molecular function: tubulin binding.
GGUCUUAUUCGCUGACUCAGUGCCUUAAAACAGCAUUAUCUCCCAACUGACCAGUCCUGCAACGUUCGCUGCUAAAGAAAAAAAGCCAUGGCCAAAACAGCAAUUGCAUACAAAGAGAAGAUGAAGGAGUUGUCUGUCCUCUCCCUCAUCUGCUCUUGCUUCUAUCCAGAGUCCCAGAAGCUUGUCUGUGAAUUUGAAGACAUGGAGGUGAAGCCUAUUAACAAGCGAGCAUCAGGCCAGGCCUUCGAGGUUAUCCUGAAGCCUCCCUCCCCAGUGUCAGAGACGGCCCACAGCAUCACCAUGCCUCCCAAGAAGGACAUCUCCCUGGAUGACAUCCAGAAGAAGCUGGAGGCUGCUGAGGACCGCCGAAGGUCCCAGGAGGCCCAGGUGCUGAAAGCCUUGGCGGAGAAGAGGGAGCAUGAGAGGGAGGUGCUGCUGAAGGCCAUGGAGGAGAACAGCAACUUCAGCAAGAUGGCAGAGGAGAAGCUCACCCAGAAGAUGCUGCAGAUCAAGGAGAAUCGCAAGGCCCAGCUGGCAGCCAUGCUGGAGCGUCUGCAGGAGAAGGAGAGACAUGCAGAGGUGGUGCGCAGGAACAAGGAGCUGAGGGAAGAGCUGACAGCGUGAGCCUCACCCUGACCUCAAUCAACAGCCCACGCCCUUCCAUCCCUCCCAAACCUUAGCCUCUCCAGAAAAGACCCAGAGCCCAAGAGGGAGGAGGAUUUUGCCACCACACUCUGCCCCCUCAAUAUGUACACACACCCCUCUAUCAGUAUUAUCAGUGGAAAUGAAUGAAUUUCUUGAAUUUAAAGGAAACAAACAUUGCCAUUACUAUGUAAAUACUUGAUUUAUGUAUCUAUCUAUCUGUUGAUCGAUCUGAUUUAUCUCUCUUUUUCUCUCUUUUUUUUCUAUUUU